Molecule: messenger RNA, 2551 nt
Organism: Pelobates fuscus (common spadefoot toad)
Lineage: Eukaryota; Metazoa; Chordata; Amphibia; Anura; Pelobatidae
Gene: RINT1
Product: RAD50 interactor 1
Exons: 14
Coding region: 126-2462 (778 amino acids)
Biological process (GO): retrograde vesicle-mediated transport, Golgi to endoplasmic reticulum; endoplasmic reticulum to Golgi vesicle-mediated transport; regulation of ER to Golgi vesicle-mediated transport
Cellular component (GO): Dsl1/NZR complex
Source: RefSeq, a predicted model, not a curated record
UAUGUGCUGUGUUGGUGACCCUGUGCAGUGAGCUGGCUGCCAGUCACUCUCCAUGCUGUCAGUCCUCUGAAGGGACAAUACAGGCAAUAAGUACAUGGUGCAGCUCAGUGACAGGCAGCGAAAAUAUGGCUUCUGAUGUCAGUGGCAACUCAAGUAACAGUGACCAAGAGAAGAUAAGUGAUCACUUAGACCCUGAUACGUGUGAUAUUCCAUCUUAUGUCUGCGAGUUUGUCGAGAAGGAAAUUGGGAAUGAUUUUAAGUCCCUAAAGAAAGUGGCUAGUCUCAUUGAGACCAUAGCACAGGAGAAAAAAACACUGGAAGAACAGGUUCUCACCGUUUCAUCUGAAGCACCUAAACGAAUUCAGGCAGCUCUGAAAAAUGCAGAAGAUACAAAAGAGGUCAUUGGACAUCUUCUAGAGAAAGAAGCCAUUGUGAAAGAUUUAAUUGACAAACAUCUUGUUCAAUCUGCCCCAUGGAUGGAGGAUCUAGGGUUGCUGAUAGAUCAGAUGGAAGAAGUGGAGCGACAUCUUUCUUAUCUGAAAUGGAUCUCCCAAAUAGAGGAGCUUAGUGAUAACAUCCAACAACAUCUCAUGACUAAUGAUGUGGCGGAAGCUGCUAACACUUUGGUGUCUAUGGCAGAACUGGCAAUUAAGCUUCAGGAUUCAUCUUGUACCCAUUUAUUGAACUUUCUAAGAUCUACAGUUCAGUUCUGGCAUAAAAUUCUAAAGGAUAAAUUAACAAGUGAUUUUGAAGAGGUUUUAAAUCUUAUACAGUGGCCUUUUAUUGGUCCUCUUCAGUCCCAAUUCUCUCCUUUGUCAUCUUCAACCAGUCUAACAGAUGUGUACGCUAACCUGGAGACUCUUUUCUCUCAACUACUGAAGCUUCAGACAUCAGAUGAGUUAAUCGCUAAACCUAAACAGAUGCCAGAGAAAUAUUCCCUUCCAGUAUCUCCUUCAAUCACACUUCCAAUGCAGAUCAUGCUUUCACCUCUUCAGAAAAGGUUCCGCUAUCAUUUUACCGGCAACAGACAAACAAAUGCUUUAAGUAAGCCUGAAUGGUACCUUACCCAGGUGCUGAUGUGGAUUGGAAACCACUCUAAGUUUUUACAGGAGAGGAUCCAACCUAUUCUCAACAAGGCUGAUUCCUCGGUAAAUGCAAAGUUGGAGUUUACCAGAGGGCUUGUCAUGCUGGUGCUGGAGAAACUGUCUGUGGACAUCCCUUGCCUAUUGUAUGACGAUAUCUUGUUUUGCCAUCUUGUGGACGAGGUUCUUCUCUUUCAGAGAGAACUCACAUCUGCACACAGCUAUACUGGGAACCUGCCUAACUGUAUGCACAUUCUCUCUGAAGAGGUGGCUUUUCAAAGGUGGCUAACUGUGGAAAGGAAGUUGGCCCUUGAAAAGAUGGACUCAAUGCUGUCAUCGGAGUCUGCCUGGACCUCACAAUACAAAGAUAUCUCCGAUGUGGAUGAAAUGAAGGUCCCAGAUUGUGCUGAAACAUUUAUGACACUAUUGCUCGUUAUUACAGAUAGGUAUAAGAACGUUCCUACUGCCUCACGAAAGCUUAAGUUCCUGGAGUUGCAGAAAGAUCUAGUGGAUGAUUUCAGGAUACGAUUAACACAAGUGAUGAAAGAAGAGAGCAGAUCACCUCUGGCAUUCAAAUACUGUGCAAUUCUCAAUGCGGUCAACUAUAUUGGAACUGUGCUGGGAGACUGGGCUGACAAUGUUUUCUUUUUACAGCUUCAGCAGGCUGCCCUCGAGGUUUGUACAGACACUGCCUCCAGCAGUAAGUUACAGCUUGGCCAGCUGGCUUCCAUGGAAAUCUCUGUAUUUGAUGAUCUGAUUAACCUGCUGGAGCGACUGAAAAGUGACAUGCUCUCUCGCCAGGUGGAACAUGUGUUCAGAGAGGUUAAAGAAGCUGCCAGGAUGUACAAGAAAGAAAGGUGGCUGUCACUGCCGUCACAGUCAGAACAAGCUAUGAUGUCCUUGUCUAGUACAGCCUGCCCGAUGCUGCUCACACUCAGGGACCGUCUGUUGCAAAUGGAGCAGCAGCUCUGUCAUACUCUGUUUAAAACAGUCUGGCAGAUGCUGGCGGAGAAGCUGGAUAUGUUCAUUUAUCAAGAUGUUAUUUUGGCAAAUCAUUUUAAUGAAGGAGGAGCAGCACAACUCCAGUUUGAUAUGUCCCGGAAUCUCUUUCCUUUAUUUUCACACUACUGCAAAAAGCCUGAAAACUAUUUUAAGCAUGUGAAAGAAGCCUGUAUUAUCCUGAAUCUGAAUGUGGGUCCUGCCCUGCUGUUGAAGGAUGUAUUACAAUCUGCAACUCAGAGUGUGGAAAAAUCCAGUUUACACAGCAAGCUUCCUACAGCCACAGCAGCCCUGAAUGAACUUGGUAUUUAUAAAUUGGCUCCACAAGAUGUAGAGAUCCUUUUCAAUUUACGAACCAACUGGCCCAAUACUGGAAAAUAACAUAUAGAAAUAGAUCACAUAUACACUAUUUUCCUGCUUUUUAAAAUCUCUGAUGUAAAAAAGUUUUGCAACAUCAACACAGAACCCAU